Messenger RNA from Cavenderia fasciculata, 1263 nucleotides. RefSeq lists its product as uncharacterized. The transcript has 4 exons. NCBI's taxonomy places the organism in Eukaryota, Evosea, Eumycetozoa, Acytosteliales, Cavenderiaceae. Bases 1 to 1263 code for a protein of 420 amino acids. The record is from RefSeq and is a predicted model, not a curated record.
AUGUCACAUUUAAUAGUAAUAGUAGUAGCUGUUUUAAUGCUUUUAUUGUUUUAUAUUUCUCCUAUUCAUUGUGAAAAUUAUCCUCAAGGUGCACGUGUUUGGGAAACUUCAGAAGGAGGGAAUGGCCACGGAUACAUUGGAUUACUUUCCACUCUCACAAUCAAAAACGCGGAAAACGAAUGUUUGGCCUACGGAAGCAGUAGAAACAGUACUUUUAGAUCAUAUCUUGUGGCAUUGGAUUCAAAACAAGAAUGUGAUUUUAUUAGAACCUAUUAUUGGAAUCCACCUGUAUGGGUAUCUGGUAAAGACAUAAGAGGCAAUGGGAAUUACACCUAUUCAAGUGGACCAGCAACAAAUCAACCAUUAUUUAAUAUGUAUUCUGGUCAAUGUUGGGGAUAUUGUCCAUUCGAAGCAGGUGAACCAUCUUUGACUCCUGCUGAGGAUAAUAUUUACAUCCGAGGACCGACCUCGAAUUUCAAUACUGCAGAUGUUCUUGAUGUCGCAUCCUCUAUAUGUGAAUUACAACCGAUUUCAGAAGUAUACAUUCCAUCAAUCGGUACAAAUGGAGGAUCAAUAACAAUCAACAAUCUAUCACAAUUCAACAUACAAACAAUCAACAUUACAUUUUCCAAUCCAACCAAACAACUUGAAAAAUCAUGUCAAAUAACAUCAAAACAAGGAACAUCGGUCACUUGUACAGUUCCACCUCUAUCUGGACUACGUAAUGUCACUGUUCAAGAUGAUAGUGGAGUCAGCUCAACACACUAUGCAUGGCAACCAUAUCCACCAUUUAUCAAAGCUGUCUAUCCAUCAUUCACUGCCAAUGGAUUGGUUACACUGAUUGGUGAUAACUUUGGUGAUAACACCAACAAUACGGUAGCUGUCAGUGUCUCAACAUCUAAUAUACCAUGUCAUAUCACUUUUGUAUCAUCAAAUCAGAUUUUUUGUAAACUCGAAUCAUCUCGUGUUGGACACAACAAACUACUUCCGAUUUCAAUUUCAGUUGAUGAUGUUUAUACUCAAACCUUUAAACCUUAUAUUCUAUGUGACAAACAAUUCGAAUAUAUUCAACCAUUCUAUUUGGUGGAGAAUGAAAAGGUUAAUCGAUUAAUGAUUGACAAAGUAACAAUGGGAGCAACUCCAAAUGCUCCAUAUAUUGGUGCAAUAGAAUCUGAAGAAAUAUAUCAAUGUUUUAAUCAAUCAUUGAAUAUCAAAGACUUCCCGACUUUAGAUUUUGGCAAGGUGUAUCAUGCAACAAAAUAA